Molecule: messenger RNA, 915 nt
Organism: Pocillopora verrucosa
Lineage: Eukaryota; Metazoa; Cnidaria; Anthozoa; Scleractinia; Pocilloporidae
Source: RefSeq, a predicted model, not a curated record
AUAGCUCGUAUUUUUGAGACCUCGUGGAAAGGCUGGAAAAAAUUUUUUUUGUAGCGUCCCACCCACCACGUCAGAGUUUGUGCGGAUUUCGCUGUAUUUGAAGGAUUCAUUCACGAACGUCGUAGAUGCGAGAACAUGCCAGAAUCUAGCAUUGAUAACAGGGAUGUUUUGGAGUGCGUUGAAGCCGGUGGCCGUCGUAAGAAAGCAAGAUUUCCUAAUCAGUGGAGUUCGAGCACAACACCUCACCAGCGAACAUUGGAACUCGAAGGAGUCAUCGAGGUUUUGCGCGAAUACGAUUCAGUCGAAGGCAAUGAUAUAAACUGCUCUAUUUGUGGAAAACUGUAUAAAAGUAAGGUGUGUUUUACAAAGCAUUUAUGGGAACAUAGCGUCUACUGGGAUCUGUUCGAUGCGCUAAAAAAUCAAGAGCGUGUCCUGUCGAUUCAGGCUGCAAUUAUUCUCUCGCAACCAUAUCUGGAAUUUUUGCUCGUAACUUCGCCGACAUCGACAGAAAAGAAGAAAGAAGACCCUAAACCGAAUAGUAUUUUCCGGAAAAAUGCGACAAGAAAAAGGCAACGAGAGUCAUCAACAUGUUCCGUAGACUUCUAAUUUCUUAAAUAUUUUUUCAUAUUAUGUAUAUUAUAUGGUGUGGCAAACGGUUCCACACUUGUUUAUAUCACUUGUAAAAGUGCCUUUGAAUUUAUAAAUAUCUAUAAAUAUAUGAGAAGAGAAGUUAAAAAAGGUGUAAAUGAUCAGUAUUUUGUUGUGGGAAAAAGAUUUAAUUCUUGUAUCAUACACCCACAUUGUGAAUGAUGUUUGUAUUUCAUUUAUUUCCAAAGUGACAAAGCUCGGUAUCUCGAGAUUAAAAAUGAAUUUAUUCUGAAGUUGUUAAAUGCUAAUAAAGUUCAUUGGAUCAAA